UUGCCCAUUUGGCAGAAAGCCCUGGAUGCAAACAAUCCUCCAUGAGUGGAAAGGCUGGAGUGCUCAAAUGGUGCACAGUUGUUUCGGUGACUCAAAUCCUUCCUGUUGAUUCAGCAGCCUUCAUGUCAGCGUUUCCUUAUGCCCGCAAGAAUUUGGGCGGGCUGUAUUAGAAACCCUUGGAGCACCAUAAGCCAUCUGUCUGCAUAAUUUAAGUCGGCUGCUUUCAUUAUCCACAGCUCUGACAGUUUUGUAAAAGAAGACUUCUCUGCUGAACUAAGCUGGUGACCAAAAAACAUGUUUAACACAGGAGUUUUGACCUAUCUGUGCUUGUUUUUUGCCUGCUGCUUCUGCUGCAGCAGAGCUAUGCCGACUAAACUCAGCAACGAGGCUGUGAAUGACAGAUCUGUGAUAGGUAUUUUAACUCAGGUUGUUACAGAUGAAAUUAUGAAACCAUUUGGGAGGACUUACAUACCUUCCUCUUACGUGAAAUACAUCGAGUCUGGGGGCAGCAGAGUGAUGCCUAUAAGAUUAACUCUGACUGCAUCUGAAUAUGAGAACAUUUUCAGGAAGAUAAAUGGGUUGAUUUUCAUUGGGGGAGCUGCAGAUUUGGAGACUUCAGACUUUGCCCGGGUGGCGAAGAUUUUUUACAGGCUCGCUCUGGCGGCUAAUGACGCCGGGGACUACUUCCCUAUUUGGGGCACAUGCAUGGGAUUGCAGCUACUCACUGUGCUGGUGGCUGGUGAAAAUCUCCUGACAAAAACCCCAGCUGAGAACUUAGCAUUGCCCCUCAACUUAACCACAGAGGCGCAUUCCAGCCGGAUGUUCAAUACUUUCCCAGAUGAGCUCAUCAAUGCUUUGACCCAGGAACCUCUGACUGGCAAUUUUCACAACUAUGGAAUUACAAUAAAGGACUUCCAGGAAAAUGAGAUGCUACAGAGUUUCUUCACCAUCUUGUCAACAAACAUCGCUAAGAACGGAGCUCACUUUGUGUCAACUUUCGAAGGUAAAAGAUAUCCUUUCUACGGAGUUCAGUGGCACCCGGAGGUGAAUCGUUUUCAGUGGUACAGAAAGCUGAACUUCCCUCACUCCCGUCACGCUGUGCAGUUAUCGUCGCUGCUAGCUGAAUUUUUUGUCAAUGAAGCAAGGAGAAGUUUACAUCACUUUGACAGUCCUGCAGAAGAGGAAUCCUCACUGAUUUACAACUACUCACCUGUCUAUGUUGCAAACAUCACAUCAUAUGAGCAGGUCUACUUCUUCUGAGCUACUCCUGCAGCUGAAUGAUCUCUGCACAUGUAAAUGUUUAUAUGCUCUAGUGUCUGUAGGACGCUCGCGAAGUCUGCUGGUUUUAAUCCCAGAUAAUCAAAAGCGCUGUUUAAACCUUUGUGCUGAUUCAGUGUAUAUUUGUAUUUCACUAAGGAAGUAUUUUUGCUGGCAAUUAUGGCAUUACCGACGCAGAACUAUUACUUUAAUGGGAAAAAUAACACAUUAAUGUGCUCGUUUAUCAUAGUGAAGUGUGACUGUGUUUGAAGUAGAACAUCAGGAUAAAUUUUAGGAGAACUAGGUCCACGUCUUUUGUACUUGGUUGUCAUUUAAACAAUUUUUUAAUGUGUGUGGCGUUUUUUUUUUUUAAUUUAUUUUAAGGCCAAGUGAAAAAUAUCUUCCAGUUCUACUUAAUAAUUAAGCGUAAUUUCUUAUGACAAACAUGGGAAUCAUAAAUUUGUUACCUCCUUUGCUCUUCAGCAUAGGAGGUAACACAUUUAUGAUGUGUGUAAUGCAAAAAAAUGGAAAUAAAAGCUCUCAAACAUCUUCAGCGCACAGAAAAACACAUUAAUUAGACUGGCUGUUCCAGUACCUUUGGGGGGCACUGUGAAUCUAUUAAAGACGUGACAUUUA
This is a messenger RNA of Neolamprologus brichardi, 1893 nucleotides long. Lineage: Eukaryota; Metazoa; Chordata; Actinopteri; Cichliformes; Cichlidae. The record is from RefSeq and is a predicted model, not a curated record.